AAAAUUUGAGCUUCGUGCACUCGCCAGCCACCAAAGCUCUACCACUCUCUCUCUCUCCGCAGCCAUUGAAUCUUCCGCCACCGCCACCGCGCAAGGCUCGAUUUUUCUCACAAUUCGAUCGAAGAAAUCGUCAUCUCGAUUCAACCCAUUUCUCUUUCUCCCUCUCAUGAGCUUCUGGAUUCGUCGCGAGGGUCGAAUCCGUCGUUCGCCGCCGCAGCAGCCUGCAUGAGUUUGUGCGCGGGGGCUCGAGCAGCGGUCGGUCCUUCAGGCUCAGCCACUUGAAUUGGAGGAGGAGGAAGCUGCUCCGGAUCGGUGACCCGCCAUGCCCGUCUCCGUCGCCGUCUCCGUCGCGAGCCCGCCCUCGCUCCCCAGGGUCGCUCGCUCGCCGCCGCCGCCGCCGCGGCAUUCCGCCCGCGUUCGCCGUCGCCUCGCUUCUUGCCGAUGGGUGAACUUCAGCAGCCACCCGCUCGAUUCCGGAAGGUUUGAGCAUUUGAGUUCCAGGUGUUCAAUAACAAAUACAGAUGUACAGUAUGAUCAUGUUGCCACAGAUGAUGAGGCUUUGAGUGAAAAAUCAGUCAUAGAAGCCGAAUGUCCAGUCCCUGUUGUUCACCUUAAACCUGAAAUCCUUGAGUCUGACUCUUCAAGUUUACUGACUGAAAGAGAUUUUGUGGAUAAUCUCUUGACAGCCUUGCCUGUUUUGUCAGUGGAGGAGCAGAAUGCCCUCGCAGCUAUUCCAGCCCACCCGGCAGGUUUAUAUGCAAUGUAUGCCAGUUGCUUAACUGGAAAUCUGGUGGAACAGUUAUGGAAUUUUGCUUGGCCAUCAGCUAUAGCACUGCUUCACCCAAGCCUUCUUCCAGUGGCAGUCAUGGGGUUUAUUGCAAAGCUUGCAAUAAUUGCUGGAGGCCCUUUAGUUGGAAAGCUCAUGGACUCUUUUCCCAGAUUGCCGGCAUAUAACUUUUUAAAUACUCUUCAGGCAGCAGCUCAAUUGUUAUCUGCGGCAAUGAUAAUUCGAGCUCAUUCAAUUCCAUCUACUUCUGCAUCAGCUGUGAUUCUUCGUCCUUGGUUCAUUGUGCUUGUAUUAGCUGGUGCCGUUGAGCGUCUGUGUGGCAUAGCCCUCGGGGUUGCUAUGGAGAGGGAUUGGGUUGUGCUGUUAGCAGGAGUGAAUAGGCCGAUUGCACUUGCUCAAGCCAAUGCUAUUAUUAAUCGGAUUGAUCUUCUCUGUGAGAUUGCUGGAGCCUCUCUGUUUGGCAUUCUUCUUGCCAAAUACGACCCGGUGACCUGCUUAAAGUCGGCUGCUGGUUUAAUGAUAUGCUCGUUGCCUGUGACGGUUUUUCUCACAUGGUUGACUAACAAGCUUUCAACGGGUGUUUUGGAUCGCCCUAAAUCCUUGCAUAAUUGUUGCAAAUCAUGCAAUGGUGUAACAGUGAAUGAGAAUGAUAGUAUAGCAGGUGUAGGUGUAGACGCUAUCAAGCUGGGUUGGAAGGAAUAUAUACAACAGCCUGUUCUACCUGCAAGCCUCGCUUAUGUGCUUUUGUACUUUAAUGUUGUUCUGGCUCCUGGAAGUCUGAUGACAGCAUUCUUGACGCAGCGCGGUUUGAAUCCAUCUGUAAUUGGAGGUUUUAGUGGGUUAUGUGCCGUUAUGGGUGUUGCGGCAACAUUUGUGUCUGCAAACCUAGUCAAUCGCCUUGGAAUAUUGAAGGCUGGAGCAGCAGGUUUAAUCUUUCAGGCUUCACUUCUUACCAUUGCUGUAGCUGUGUACUGGAGUGGGUCUCUUUCUCAGCAGUACCCUCUUCUCUUUUUCCUCUCGUUAAUCGUAUUAUCGAGGUUGGGUCACAUGUCCUAUGAUGUGGUCGGGGCGCAAAUUCUUCAAACCGGGAUUCCCUCUUCCAAAGCUAAUCUUAUCGGGACGACAGAGAUAUCUGUAGCGAGCUUGGCGGAAUCUGUGAUGUUAGGAGUAGCGAUAGUUGUCAAUGAUUCUUCGCAUUUCGGAAUUUUAGCGAUGUUGUCGCUUGUGUCUGUGGUUGGGGCGGCCUGGAUGUUCUGUAGGUGGUUGUUGAACCCAACAGACGAGCAAAGGAGUCUUUUUGCGUUUGAUUUUCAGUAAUAGCAUUGUAAAUGUCUGUACAAGUCGCAGUAGCUCUAGAAAUCCAUUUUUCAUUUGCAUAGUUGUACAUUGCAUUCAGAACAAUUUUUUAUAGGAUGUAUCCAGAAAAUGUUGACAUGACAUGGACAUUGAACUCAUCAUAUUUAUACCAGAGGCAAAAAUCCUUCUGAUUGUAAGUUUA
Eucalyptus grandis is the source of this 2285-nucleotide messenger RNA. RefSeq names its product solute carrier family 40 member 3, chloroplastic. Gene Ontology annotation, biological process: iron ion transmembrane transport. NCBI's taxonomy places the organism in Eukaryota, Viridiplantae, Streptophyta, Magnoliopsida, Myrtales, Myrtaceae. Gene Ontology annotation, cellular component: membrane. The coding region runs from base 323 to 2104 and encodes 593 amino acids. Gene Ontology annotation, molecular function: iron ion transmembrane transporter activity. The transcript has 13 exons. The record is from RefSeq and is a predicted model, not a curated record.